UUCAUUUUAUCAAAGUCGGUACGACAAGCAAUAGGCGUUGGUUUACGUUUUGCGGAUUUAAAAAUAAAAAUGUGAUAAAUUAUGAUAACAUAAUUGAUAUAAAAAUCACAAUCAUGUGGCGACUGAUUAGUCUGACAGGUGUUGUGUUCAUUUUCAGUUAUGUAGGAUCAUACGCAGAUACCAGGUCACAGUUCGACAAGAUGCUGAUGCCAAGAGAAAAGACGGCGGAAAAGAAGAUUCCAACGGACGAAGUGUCGUUAAACAAGAGCUACCUGAUCAUAGUAGAGAGCAUCCGGGAGGGUCUGGAGGAGGCGGCAGAGGAGUGCAAGCACCAAUUCCGGUGGGACCGCUGGAACUGCCCCGUCACCUCCACCAACAUCGUCUCCAAGUCCAGGCAAAGUCAGGCCACGCGCGAGGUCGCCUUCCUACAGUCAGUGUCGGCCGCCGGCAUCAUGUACUCGGUGACGGAGAGUUGCAACCGAGCCGACAACGCUCUUUGCAGCUGCGGGGACGGCGGCAAAUUCCAUUACGGCCAUGACACGCUGCACUGGAAGUGGGGCGGGUGCAGUCAUAACGUACAGUUCGGAGAGAAGGUCUCGCGGCUCUACCUGGGCACCGGAAAGGCCAGCGCGGACAUCUCAAAUGCGCUCAAGAGUCACAACGAGAGGGCGGGCCACAAGACUGUAAAGCAUACGAUGAAAACAACGUGCAAGUGUCAUGGGGUAACCGGAAGUUGCCAAAUGCGCACGUGCUGGAAACACAUGUCUAACUUCCGCUUAAUCGGAGACAAACUUCGUAAAAAGUUCAAACGUGCAAAGGACCUCAGACAUAUGCGUGGCUUCAUGCCUUAUACCAAUAAAGUGAGACAUCCCAAACUGACAAAGAUAUCAAAGGAUGAUUUGGUGCAUUUUGAAGAUUCCCCGUUGUACUGUGAAACAGACAACGCUAGUGGAUACCUGGGCACGCUUGGCCGGGAGUGCUUGAAACUCGAAAAGGGUGCAAACAAGUCCUCAAUGAGCAAGUUCGAGCGUCACAGCUGCCGCCGGUUGUGCAACGAGUGCGGUCAUCGGGUUGGGCGCCACUUGGUGCGCGAGGAGUACGACUGUGACUGCGAGUUCCGGUGGUGCUGCUCCGUGCAGUGCAGACGCUGUACUAGAGACGUGACACGGUACUAUUGCAAGUAACGUACCGGGCCGGAAUAACCCCCUCGAUCUUAGUGAAACAGUUUGUGAUAGAGUGACACCGUCGUUGCAGUGCAGACACUCCACAUAAGAUGUGACGCGAUAUUAUUUGAGUCGCGUUCUGAGAAAACUGGGCAUAAUGCAUGUGUGUAAAGUGUCGUCCCUGAUUAGCCUGUGCAGUCCGCACAGGCUUAUCAGGGACGACACUUUCCGCUUUUAUGACAUUUUUCGUUUAAAUGAAGUAUCUUCUUAGCAAAAAUCCAAUGUAGGCGGAAAGUGUCGUCCCUGAUUAGCCUGUGCGGACUGCACAGGCUAAUCUGGGACGACACUUUACGCACAUGCAUUAUGCCCAGUUUUCUCAGAGCAAGGCUUAAUUCAUGUGACGUACUUUAUUGCGAGGCAGGCGCGGUUUCAAAUGCAUGACGCAGUUAUCACAAGCGGCAUAUCGGAAAUUACCACAUAUCUUAAGUUUGUUUUGUUUUUUAUUUGAACACUGUUUUCGCUCAUACAAUAUGGUAUGCCCAAGACAUGGGGUGAUAUUAUUGCGAUAACAGACCGGAAUAGAAAUGUCUCAACUAUGUAUUAGUUUACGUGCCAAUAAUACUUUAAAAUGGGACAUCGGCAUAAGACAUAUCGUUAAUGUUAUAUUAUGUGCCGCCUAUGAGUAAAUAUUUAUUAUCAAAUAUUCGAUCAGCGUAGCUCCAGACCAUUCGUCGCAAGCGCGCAGUCUAGUCAGGAGCUAUGCUUCUCGCUGUAAAGUCAUGCAAGGAUUCGUGUUCUCGUUAACAAACAUGAUAGUUCCUGGCCAGACUGCGCAAAUGCAGCUACACUGGCCGCAUAUGGUUUUAGACCCAUUUUCGCAUGACCUGGCUCACAUAUGACAUUUCUGCAGGUGACGCAUAUGUUUUAAUCCAAACGAUCCUCAUUCUAUGAGUUAUUUCUGUGAUUGAAUCUUUGCUCUUUGAAUGGAUGCACAGUGAUGUGUUUUAUUUUAUUUUUUUGUAUAUUUGCACUUUUUUGAUUUUCUGUACGUUAACUCUAACUUAAAUUGGCCGUUUUCAAUGACAGGCGUUUCAAAGGAAGAUAUCAAGCACUUAACUCAUACGUGUUGCGCGUAUUCACUUAUUUCAUCAUCUAUUUCCAUGUCCAUGUAAGGUAUUGUAUGUUUUAUGCAGUUUUGUAUAUUUUGCAAGCUUUAAAACUUGGCGAAAUGUUCGACGAGAAUUGGUGUCACUGACUGUAUACCAGGCUGAGAUUAUUUAUUUAACAGUUGUUACAUUGUGUAUAUUUGUUUUAAAUGUGUCAUUUAUCAUAUUGGUUGUGAGGCCCCACAUAUUGUGGAAUGAAAACAUUCAUGGAUAUAGCUACUGCUUCUUGGCUUAUUUAUAACACAUAUAUGAUGUUAAUACAAUUGUUAUAUUGUUUCAUUUCAAUAUAUGUAUAUAUACGAA
This is a messenger RNA of Dreissena polymorpha, 2632 nucleotides long. RefSeq names its product protein Wnt-8b-like. Lineage: Eukaryota; Metazoa; Mollusca; Bivalvia; Myida; Dreissenidae. Gene Ontology annotation, cellular component: extracellular region. The record is from RefSeq and is a predicted model, not a curated record. The coding region runs from base 114 to 1184 and encodes 356 amino acids. The transcript has 6 exons. Gene Ontology annotation, molecular function: cytokine activity; frizzled binding. Gene Ontology annotation, biological process: neuron differentiation; canonical Wnt signaling pathway; multicellular organism development.